This is a messenger RNA of Wasmannia auropunctata (little fire ant), 741 nucleotides long. Its product is annotated as hydroxysteroid dehydrogenase-like protein 2. The transcript is spliced from 3 exons. The record is from RefSeq and is a predicted model, not a curated record. Bases 1 to 741 code for a protein of 246 amino acids. NCBI's taxonomy places the organism in Eukaryota, Metazoa, Arthropoda, Insecta, Hymenoptera, Formicidae.
AUGACGUUAUCGACAUCAACGAAAUCCAUUAGUUCAACGAACGCCGUUUCUCCUAGGGGGGUCUCAAUACGCCCCCCUUCAUUUGUUUUAUUGCAAAGUGCAGCUGUUGAAGGUGCUAAGUCUCGCGAAGAUGUUGCAGGAAUCACAGGAAUGUUCCCUGAGAUCCCUGAGUUCCCUGAGGAUACAGAGGAAACAAAUGCGGACAUGUCGCCGCUGCAUCAGAAGAUAAACCUGUUGCAGCAGCAACAUAAAGAAGAUAGAAAAGAAAUGCAGCACAUGCAUCGGUUGCUGCAUCAACAGGAGCAACAGUUGCAACAGUUGCGACAACUGUUGCAACGGCGGGAGCAGCUGCAGAAGCAAAACAAAUCGCGGGACCAGUUGCGGAACGAGCCGCGGAACGAGCCGCGGAACGAGCCGCAGGACCAGCCGCGGAAUGAGCUGCGAAACGAACCACGGAACCAGCUGCAGGACCAGCCGCGGAAUGAGCCGCAGAAUGAGCCGCGGAACGACCCGCGGGACCAUCCGCGGGACGAGCCUCUACACGACCCGCGGGACCAUCCGCGGGACGAGCCUCUACACGAACCGCGGGACCAGCCGCUGGAGCAACAACAGCAGCAGUAUAAAAGUACGUUUUUCAAAAUUGAGUUCGCCGUGGUCAAGGGCGAGGGCGAGCUCGAGCCCGUUGAUACGAGCAACGAGGCCGCGGUAGGAACGGUCGUCCGUGGCGCCAAUAUCCCAUAA